Messenger RNA from Cavia porcellus (domestic guinea pig), 10288 nucleotides. RefSeq names its product protein tyrosine phosphatase receptor type D (gene Ptprd). The transcript is spliced from 45 exons. Bases 974 to 6709 code for a protein of 1911 amino acids. NCBI's taxonomy places the organism in Eukaryota, Metazoa, Chordata, Mammalia, Rodentia, Caviidae. The record is from RefSeq and is a predicted model, not a curated record. Gene Ontology annotation, cellular component: signaling receptor complex. Gene Ontology annotation, biological process: peptidyl-tyrosine dephosphorylation involved in inactivation of protein kinase activity. Gene Ontology annotation, molecular function: protein binding; protein tyrosine phosphatase activity.
UUGCAGGACCCACGCGAGCUUUCGGGCGCCCCCCUGGCUUUGUGUGUGUGUAUGUCUGCGGUCGCCUCCUCCAGCCAGAAAAAAGAAGAUCCCACUUUUGAAACAAUCAGCAGCCCAGGGAAGCAUCCCACCCAGCCAAACCCUGCCAGGCUGCUGGGCAUGUGCUAUCUUCUCCUUUAAAUUUUUUUUUCCAGUUUAUUCUGGGCCUGUGUGGAAUAGAAAGACAGUUCUCUGUUUGACUGGUAGGAGAGAAAAGAGAAGACUCCUCAGGGUUUCCGAGGAGGAAUGGAGCGGCUGCCUUAGUGAAGAAAUGAAGAGUCAAAGCAGUAAAGGCCCUGUCUCAAUGUCACAUUGCUAUGACAAUUGCGAGCUGGUUUUUAAUUAGAUCGACAUUUAAUCAGUACACACCCAUGACAUACAGGCUUCUGGUCAGAGGGAAAUCUUGAGGAGUUUGACACUUUUCAUCCUCCGGCCAUUAAUCAUCUUGUGAGAGUUGGCUGUGUAUUGGAAUAAAAGGCAAGUGGUUCCUGGCCGGAUACUGCAGCGAAAGGUGUGAGCGUGGCAGCAGGAUGGCACCAGCGCUGAGGGAAGCCAUGGGCUUUGGCCCCAGGUUCCUAUCCUGAGACCAUAGCAGGAUGUGCCUUGGACAAAGGCGUGGUCGUCGGGAUCAGCUGGUGAAUUCAAAGACCUGGUCUCAGGGUGGUGAACUUUUUCUUUGAAUUCCUAACCUGUGAAUUUACGAUGGUGCCUCUCCAUUAACUGAAGAACUCUGGUGUUGAACUUCUUGGGGCCAGGCACUGUGUCUGCAGACACAUUGAGUGGCUGACACAAGGGAGACGUCUGGUGAACACCCGUGGGAUCUAAGAAAAAGCUCUGAAAGGGUUCCAGCUGAAAUUUCAGACCGGACAGACUCGCUGCGGCUUUGGAGGCAGUGAAUCCAAGCUGCCAGCGCACGCUGCUGCCAAGCUGCAGGAUGGUGCACGUAGCCAGGCCGCUGUUGCUGCUCCUCGCCUUCUUCCUCCGGGCCAAUGCUGAGACACCUCCAAGGUUUACAAGAACUCCCGUUGAUCAGACAGGGGUCUCUGGUGGAGUUGCGUCUUUCAUUUGUCAAGCUAUGGGAGACCCAAGACCUAAAAUUGUCUGGAACAAAAAAGGAAAGAAAGUCAGCAAUCAGAGAUUUGAGGUAAUAGAGUUUGAUGAUGGAUCUGGAUCAGUUCUCAGAAUACAGCCCUUGCGGACUCCACGGGAUGAGGCCAUUUAUGAAUGUGUGGCUUCUAAUAAUGUAGGAGAAAUAAGUGUAUCCACCAGACUCACAGUUUUACGUGAGGAUCAAAUUCCCAGGGGCUUCCCUACCAUUGACAUGGGCCCACAGUUGAAGGUGGUGGAGCGCACGCGCACUGCCACCAUGCUGUGUGCAGCCAGUGGCAAUCCGGAUCCAGAAAUCACUUGGUUUAAAGAUUUCUUACCCGUCGACACAAGCAACAACAAUGGUCGUAUUAAGCAGUUACGAUCAGGUGGUACACCAAUAAGAGGAGCCCUUCAGAUCGAACAGAGUGAAGAAUCUGAUCAAGGAAAAUAUGAGUGUGUUGCCACCAACAGCGCGGGCACUCGAUAUUCUGCCCCUGCCAAUUUAUAUGUCAGAGUUCGCCGUGUUCCACCAAGAUUCUCUAUCCCACCCACUAAUCAUGAAAUCAUGCCAGGUGGAAGUGUUAAUAUCACCUGUGUGGCAGUGGGGUCACCAAUGCCUUAUGUGAAGUGGAUGCUGGGGGCAGAAGAUCUGACACCUGAAGAUGAUAUGCCAAUAGGAAGAAAUGUCCUAGAACUGAAUGAUGUAAGACAGUCGGCAAAUUAUACCUGUGUUGCUAUGUCAACACUGGGUGUCAUUGAAGCAAUAGCACAGAUCACUGUUAAAGCCUUACCCAAACCUCCAGGAACUCCAGUGGUGACUGAGAGCACAGCCACGAGCAUCACAUUGACAUGGGACUCUGGGAACCCUGAGCCUGUCUCUUACUACAUCAUCCAGCAUAAACCCAAAAAUUCGGAGGAACCAUACAAAGAAAUCGAUGGGGUGGCAACCACGCGCUACAGUGUUGCGGGACUCAGUCCUUACUCGGAUUAUGAAUUCAGGGUGGUUGCUGUCAACAACAUUGGGCGGGGGCCUCCCAGUGAGCCUGUGCUGACACAGACCUCAGAGCAAGCACCUUCUAGUGCCCCAAGGGAUGUCCAGGCACGGAUGCUGAGUUCCACCACCAUUUUGGUGCAGUGGAAGGAACCCGAAGAGCCGAAUGGACAGAUCCAAGGAUACAGAGUUUAUUAUACGAUGGAUCCUACCCAGCAUGUCAACAAUUGGAUGAAACACAAUGUAGCUGACAGCCAAAUCACUACUAUUGGUAAUUUAGUGCCCCAAAAAACAUACUCUGUCAAAGUCCUGGCUUUUACCUCAAUUGGAGAUGGUCCUCUUUCCAGUGACAUACAAGUCAUCACUCAGACAGGAGUACCAGGGCAGCCAUUAAACUUCAAAGCAGAACCUGAAUCAGAAACAAGUAUUUUGCUUUCUUGGACACCUCCACGUUCCGACACCAUCGCCAGCUAUGAACUGGUCUACAAAGAUGGGGAGCACGGAGAGGAGCAACGGAUUACAAUUGAGCCAGGGACAUCAUACAGGCUGCAAGGGCUGAAACCAAACAGCCUGUACUAUUUCCGUCUGGCUGCACGCUCUCCUCAAGGCCUGGGUGCUUCUACAGCUGAAAUAUCAGCUAGAACCAUGCAAUCAAAGCCGUCAGCUCCUCCUCAAGACAUUAGUUGUACCAGCCCAAGUUCCACUAGUAUUUUGGUAAGUUGGCAGCCUCCACCAGUGGAGAAGCAGAAUGGCAUUAUUACUGAAUACUCCAUCAAGUACACGGCAGUGGAUGGGGAAGAUGACAAGCCUCAUGAGGUUUUGGGAAUUCCUUCGGACACUACCAAAUACCUUUUGGAACAGCUGGAAAAAUGGACUGAAUACCGGAUCACUGUGACUGCCCACACAGAUGUCGGCCCCGGCCCUGAGAGCUUGUCCGUGUUGAUUCGAACCGAUGAAGAUGUUCCUAGUGGUCCUCCUCGCAAAGUCGAGGUAGAGGCUGUCAACUCAACAUCUGUUAAAGUCUCGUGGCGCUCACCGGUGCCCAAUAAACAGCAUGGCCAGAUAAGAGGAUACCAGGUGCAUUAUGUGAGGAUGGAAAAUGGUGAGCCCAAGGGCCAGCCCAUGCUGAAGGACGUCAUGCUGGCUGACGCACAGUGGGAGUUUGAUGAUACUACUGAACAUGACAUGAUCAUUUCUGGGCUACAGCCUGAAACCUCGUACUCCCUCACUGUGACAGCCUACACCACGAAAGGAGAUGGUGCUCGCAGCAAACCCAAACUGGUGUCCACUACUGGGGCAGUUCCAGGGAAACCUCGGCUUGUGAUUAACCACACUCAGAUGAAUACUGCUCUCAUUCAGUGGCACCCCCCUGUGGACACAUUUGGACCCCUUCAGGGCUAUCGUCUAAAAUUUGGCCGCAAGGACAUGGAACCCCUCACUACUCUUGAGUUCUCCGAAAAAGAAGAUCACUUCACAGCUACAGACAUCCACAAAGGAGCAUCAUAUGUCUUUAGGCUCUCAGCCAGAAACAAAGUAGGCUUUGGGGAGGAGAUGGUGAAGGAAAUUUCUGUUCCAGAAGAAGUUCCAACUGGCUUCCCUCAAAACCUCCACUCAGAAGGCACUACUUCAAGCUCCGUCCAGUUAUCAUGGCAGCCACCUGUCCUGGCAGAGAGAAAUGGUGUUAUCACCAAGUAUACCCUUCUGUAUAGGGAUAUCAACAUUCCCCUUCUUCCACUGGAGCAGCUGAUUGUUCCAGCUGAUACUUCCAUGACACUUACUGGCUUAAAACCAGAUACCACAUAUGAUGUAAAAGUACGUGCUCACACGAGCAAAGGGCCCGGGCCAUAUAGUCCAAGUGUCCAGUUCAGGACACUGCCUGUGGAUCAAGCAGUGUUUGCAAAAAAUUUUCAUGUCAAAGCAGUAAUGAAGACUUCAGUGUUACUGUCUUGGGAGAUUCCAGAGAAUUAUAACUCUGCCAUGCCUUUCAAAAUUCUUUAUGAUGAUGGGAAAAUGGUGGAAGAAGUGGACGGCCGUGCCACCCAGAAGUUAAUUGUCAACCUGAAGCCAGAGAAGUCCUAUUCGUUUGUGCUAACAAAUCGUGGAAACAGUGCUGGUGGCCUCCAGCACAGGGUGACAGCAAAGACUGCCCCGGAUGUGCUCCGCACCAAACCUGCCUUCAUUGGGAAGACCAACUUGGACGGCAUGAUUACCGUGCAACUUCCUGAAGUUCCUGCCAAUGAGAACAUAAAAGGUUACUACAUAAUAAUUGUGCCUUUGAAGAAAUCUCGUGGGAAAUUUAUCAAGCCAUGGGAGAGUCCAGAUGAAAUGGAAUUAGAUGAGCUACUUAAGGAGAUAUCUAGGAGACGCAGAAGCAUUCGUUAUGGGAGAGAAGUUGAAUUAAAGCCAUAUAUCGCAGCUCACUUUGAUGUCCUUCCCACUGAGUUUACCUUGGGGGAUGACAAACAUUACGGUGGAUUUACAAACAAGCAACUCCAGAGUGGUCAAGAAUAUGUCUUCUUUGUGUUAGCAGUGAUGGAGCAUGCAGAGUCUAAGAUGUAUGCAACCAGUCCCUACUCCGACCCUGUCGUUUCAAUGGAUCUGGAUCCACAGCCGAUCACGGAUGAAGAAGAGGGCUUGAUCUGGGUCGUAGGUCCUGUCCUUGCUGUGGUCUUUAUCAUUUGCAUUGUCAUUGCUAUUCUUCUUUAUAAAAGCAGUAAACCUGACAGGAAGAGAGCAGAGUCUGAGUCUAGAAAGAGCAGUAUACCGAACAGUAAGGAGGUUCCCUCACACCAUCCGACAGACCCCGUAGAACUGAGGCGCCUUAACUUUCAAACGCCAGGUAUGGCUAGCCAUCCCCCAAUACCUAUCUUGGAACUUGCCGAUCACAUUGAAAGACUGAAAGCAAAUGACAACUUGAAGUUUUCCCAGGAAUAUGAGUCAAUUGACCCUGGCCAGCAGUUCACAUGGGAACAUUCAAACUUGGAAGUAAACAAACCAAAGAAUAGAUAUGCAAAUGUCAUUGCCUAUGAUCAUUCUCGAGUUCUCCUAUCAGCAAUAGAAGGAAUCCCGGGAAGUGACUAUGUGAAUGCCAACUACAUAGAUGGCUAUCGGAAACAAAACGCCUAUAUUGCAACACAGGGAUCUCUUCCUGAGACUUUUGGGGACUUUUGGAGAAUGAUAUGGGAGCAACGGAGUGCCACAGUUGUCAUGAUGACAAAACUAGAAGAAAGAUCCAGGGUGAAGUGUGACCAAUAUUGGCCCAGCAGAGGCACAGAAACCCAUGGACUCGUCCAGGUGACACUGCUCGAUACUGUGGAGCUGGCCACAUACUGUGUUCGAACAUUUGCACUUUACAAGAAUGGUUCAAGUGAGAAAAGAGAAGUGAGACAAUUCCAGUUCACCGCCUGGCCUGACCAUGGUGUUCCAGAGCACCCCACGCCUUUCCUGGCUUUCUUACGGAGAGUCAAAACCUGUAACCCUCCUGAUGCAGGUCCAAUGGUCGUGCACUGCAGUGCGGGAGUUGGCCGGACCGGUUGUUUCAUUGUAAUAGAUGCCAUGUUAGAAAGAAUAAAGCAUGAAAAAACUGUAGAUAUUUAUGGCCAUGUAACUUUAAUGAGAGCCCAGAGGAAUUACAUGGUUCAAACAGAAGACCAAUACAUCUUUAUCCACGAUGCACUGUUAGAAGCAGUGACUUGUGGAAAUACCGAAGUGCCAGCUAGAAACUUGUAUGCCUACAUCCAGAAGCUGACACAAAUAGAAACAGGGGAGAAUGUCACGGGAAUGGAGCUCGAAUUUAAGCGUCUAGCCAGCUCCAAAGCUCACACCUCAAGAUUCAUCAGUGCCAAUCUUCCAUGUAAUAAAUUCAAAAAUCGCCUUGUUAAUAUUAUGCCAUAUGAAUCCACAAGGGUAUGCCUGCAGCCUAUCCGCGGAGUGGAAGGAUCUGAUUACAUCAAUGCCAGUUUUAUUGAUGGAUACAGACAACAAAAAGCAUACAUUGCUACCCAGGGGCCUUUGGCAGAGACCACGGAAGACUUCUGGCGGAUGCUCUGGGAACACAAUUCCACCAUAGUUGUAAUGCUCACCAAGCUGCGUGAAAUGGGAAGAGAGAAAUGCCAUCAAUACUGGCCAGCAGAACGAUCUGCAAGAUACCAGUAUUUUGUUGUAGAUCCCAUGGCUGAAUACAACAUGCCACAAUAUAUCUUAAGAGAAUUCAAGGUCACAGAUGCCAGGGAUGGCCAGUCGCGAACUGUAAGGCAGUUCCAGUUCACUGACUGGCCAGAGCAAGGAGUGCCGAAGUCUGGAGAAGGAUUUAUUGACUUCAUUGGCCAAGUCCACAAAACAAAAGAGCAGUUUGGUCAAGAUGGACCCAUUUCAGUCCAUUGCAGCGCGGGCGUUGGUAGAACCGGUGUCUUCAUAACACUGAGCAUUGUCUUGGAAAGAAUGAGAUAUGAAGGCGUUGUAGAUAUUUUCCAGACCGUCAAAAUGUUAAGAACACAACGGCCAGCCAUGGUACAGACAGAGGAUCAGUACCAGUUUUGCUAUCGAGCCGCACUAGAGUACCUGGGCAGCUUUGAUCACUAUGCAACGUAGAAACCCCUGACCCCUUCUGGAUUUUUACUACAGGCCCUUCAAUAUCCAUGGAGUCUCUUCUGAGCCAUACAGGGCACUUGAGAAGUCCUUCUUAACUUCUAGCUAACAACCACUUAGUGGGACUAUUACACACACAACCAGUUAAAAACAAACUAUUCCAGGUGGACCAAGAAUUCAGUUUAAUAAUCUAACCUGAAAAAUAAUAAAGAGAAUCCUGACUUAUGAAGCAUCUGAAGGAUUUUAUUUACAGAUACUUCAAGGAUUCAACAUAAAGGGAAGAAGAAAUCACAGCAAAGAACCAACAUCUUGUUUGAGUUUGCUUCACAGGUACCAAGAGAAAUUGCUGGAGUGCUACAGUGCAAGAUAUUUGCUGGUGUAGCUUCUCAGAAUAAAAUGGAUUCUGCUCCGACCUUGCCCCUUCCCACCAUACCACUCAUAAUAAGCUUUUAGGAGUAAGGGUGGGGGAUGUUUAAAAAGAAAGCCCUUGAUUUAGUUUUUUAGUAUUGUAAAGAUACUGCUGACCUGUGCUUCAUUUCUAACUGUGUACACUUUUUUUUUAACAAAAUGUAUCAUUCGAUAAAGUGAAUUUUAAAAAACAGUUACAUAAUUCUUCAUUUUUUAUUUCCAAACUGUAAGUUUUUUUAAGCUGUAGAACUGUUAUCUGUAAUAUCUUGCUGUAGAAAUAUCAAAUCAUUUGAAAAUUUGCACAUUUUUGUGCAAUACUCAAUCUAUAGUUUUGGUCUCAUCAGAUAUUACUUUGACAUUUCUGUUCAGUUUUAAUUAAUGAAAAAGUACCCAUUCUCUUUAAAUGAUCAAAGAGAAUUUAAUUUUGUUUUGCUUUUGGAAUCAACAGGGAGGCGCAAAGUAUAAAGUUGCUGCUAACAUAUAUACAUAUAUAUCCGAAUUUUGUAAGGGUGUCUAUGUAUAUAUAGACAGUGUGUCCACACAAAAGUUAGAGUUAGCAAUCAUUCAGUUCUCUUGUGAUUCAGUUUUUUUAAAAUAGUAUAAAAGCUAUUAUAAAUAUCUCUUUCAAUUCUUAAUUUUAUUACAUAUUGGGAUUUCUUAAUAUCGCAAAUUUUAAUUUUCUAAAGGGAAAUGAGGAAUGCACAUCAGUGAUUGUCAAACCUCACCCCCCUAAUUUCCAACUCAAUCUCCCUCACCCACCCAGUUAUGUUCACAAAUAACAUUUUGUUAGCCAGGCUUCCAACAAAGUUCAGUAUUCCUAACAAUCUAGUGCAAUAAAAAAAUUAUUAAAUAUCUAAGAGGUGUGCAUGUGGGAAAGGUCAGUGCAUAUCCCUUUAGGAAGGGAGAAUGUUGUAAUAUAUCAGCUAUCAAAUUGUUUAAAAAGUGUAUUCAAUCAUAUAUUGUCUAUAGUACGUGCUAUGAAAUUUGCAUUUAUGAUAUGUAACAGGGGCAAAGCCAAACUCAUUUUAGUCUGUUUGGUAAGAAACAUUUUGUGGCACAUAGCAUUCCUGGGAAGUGCUAUACUUUGUUUUGUUUUGGUUUUAGUUUUGCAUUUAGAGUGCCUUAUAAUUGAUGCCUAUUUUAAUAGCAUUUCUUUUUAGCUUUGGGUUCAUAUUGCCAUUAGUGGUUCAUAUCUGUUACCCUUUCAAUUAAAGCAUUAAAUGUUUACCACAUGUACAGAAACUCUUUGAAUAAUAUGCAUUCCUAGUUUUCAGCCAAGUCGGGGAUGUUAGUGAUUGUACCAGCCCAAAGCACUUGGAUAAUCAGGGCUCUUCUGUUCAUAAUCGUCAACAUCAGGAAAAGCUACUUGUUUUAUUUAUAAUCCCUUCCAAAUCUGCUCUGAAACAUGCAGUAACUACAUCAAACUUAUUUUAGUAAAAAUAUCAUUGGCAAUUUUAGGAUAUAUUUGAUAUUUCAUUAGGAUUUUUCUGAAAGUGGAAAUAAUAUAUCUCUCCUCUAAAUCCUCCAACAUAAGUUCUUUAGGAAGCCAUGGAUGGUGGCAUGAGUUCACCAUGUCUUACCUGAUUUUAAAGAACCCUCAAAAACUCCUAAGAACUCUUAAGAGUUUUGAUAUAGGUAUGAUUUUUUGGUUAUUUUUGCAUCAUGGAUGUUCUGCAUGGAAGUUUGUUUGUUUUCACAUUUUCCCAUCGCUAGCAGAAUGAAAUCCAAGAGACCAAACACUUGCAAGCAUCAUAUUUGAGCACUUUUAUAAAAAAAAAGAAAAAAGAAAAAAAUAUACAUAAUACUUUAAAAAAAAAAAAGUAUCUAGAAGGCUACCUCAGAAUGAGACUCUCUAACCUACAUCAGAACCAGAGAAGAAUGUGCACUAUGUGGGGUCUGUUGUUUUCUUUUAGUUUGUAUCUUUUGAAGAUUUAUCCAAGUGCCAGAUUACUCAGUGCUAUACUUUUCUUUUAGUGAGACAAAGGAGGUGAGACAGACAGAUAUUGUGUCAUCCAGACACACUAUGCUGGACACAUAGAACCUGAUGGAGUAUUGCACACCAGAAUGAUUGGCCAAUGAGCAGUUUGUCUCCCUGAAACAAAAGCUGCCCACAGGGCAGAGGGAAAGGUGACGAUAAUCACAAAAAGCGAAUGAAUGGGAUGCAUACCACAGACGAGCGAGGCAGAGACUAUUCCAGAAAUCUUACUAUUCAGGAGCUGUUCCCAGAACUAACUCCCUUACUGUCAUUGAUGUGCAUUCCACUCUGUACUUUUCUGUACAACCAUUUGAGUUUUAAUUUCCCAGGUAGACACCUUUAUCUGCCAUUUCCAUAAACGCUCAAGUUUCCAGUUCUUUUCAUCACCAUAACCAGUACGGUGCUAUUAUUUACCUAUGUAUGUGUAGUUAUGUAUAAUUUUGUAAUUAGUUACAAUGGUAAAAAUCAAAAUAUAUAAAAAGUGAUUUGUACAGAACUUUAUUUUAGCUCUUUUUUAAAAAUGAUUUGCAUGGUUAGACAAAACGGCGAGGACAGCCAGGGGAGGGAAGGGCCUCUAGGGAACUUUGCACUUUCUAUACCUUUGUACUAUGCACUGCCCUAUUGAUUCUACACCCAAUAAUGUUAUUACUUGAACCCAUCUGUAAGAAACUGCUUCUGAAAUUCAUUUAUGUGUAUGUAAAUAACACACCUUAGAAACAGGAAAGAAAAAAAAUCAGCAGUCAUGCACACAUUUUUUUUCUUUCCUGUUUAUUUUUGGUUUUGCUUUGUUUUAGUCCCUCCUUUCACUUUGAUUCCCUCUUCAUUUUUCUUUUGGGUUUAUGGGUGCCCCUGAUACUCCAGCAGAGAUCAGAAGGCUACAGAUCCAUCCUAUCCAUCCGUUACGUGGCUUUGCCAUCCAAGCUUGGAGUGUCUUUACAAAGAUAACAGUUGUGUUCUUUGCUCUCGUUUUGGAUGCAUAGACUGAAAACUUAAAAUAACUUGUAAAAUGGCUUGUUAAAAAAAUACAAUUACCUCUAAUUAGUAGUACGCGUAAAUGUUUUACAGAAUGAAAGGCGUGCUUUUUAUUUUCUUACUUCGUUACAUUGGUGGCGAAAGAAGUCUGUAUGAAAAUCAGUUCUUUGCUGACACAAGUUCCAUUUGUUACAAAUGAAUUCUAAUAAAAAUGUCAGUGUUAUGCA